Oncorhynchus tshawytscha (Chinook salmon) is the source of this 367-nucleotide messenger RNA. RefSeq names its product somatostatin-like receptor F_48D10.1. Gene Ontology annotation, biological process: regulation of insulin secretion; neuropeptide signaling pathway; cellular response to glucocorticoid stimulus. The record is from RefSeq and is a predicted model, not a curated record. Gene Ontology annotation, cellular component: membrane; neuron projection. Gene Ontology annotation, molecular function: neuropeptide binding; somatostatin receptor activity. Bases 26 to 367 code for a protein of 113 amino acids. The transcript has a single exon. Lineage: Eukaryota; Metazoa; Chordata; Actinopteri; Salmoniformes; Salmonidae.
CUCUCCUACACACCCUACAUCCACAAUGGAGCCUCUGGACAGGACAGGCUGGACACUGCUCUCUGGUGACCCCGACACCUCCACUCCCAACCUGGGCUAUCACUACUCCUACCCUGAUUCUGGUCCUGCAACCCCGUCCUUCCCCUCCCCAUCCUUGUUCCCCAGUUCCUCCUCCAACGUGUCCAGUCAGAGUGUCCCGUUCCAGGGCAGCAGUACCCUGAUGACUGCGGUCAUCUCCCUGAGUGUGUUCGUGGUCGGCCUGAUCGGUAACACCCUGGCCAUCUACGUGGUGCUACGCUACGCCAAGAUGAAGACCGUCACCAACAUCUAUAUUCUGAACCUGGCAGUCGCAGAGGUCAGAGUUUAG